Molecule: messenger RNA, 1284 nt
Organism: Vicia villosa (hairy vetch)
Lineage: Eukaryota; Viridiplantae; Streptophyta; Magnoliopsida; Fabales; Fabaceae
Product: protein TIC 21, chloroplastic
Exons: 5
Coding region: 90-941 (283 amino acids)
Source: RefSeq, a predicted model, not a curated record
GAAGUGUGAACGAAUCAAAGAAAGCAAGACGACGAAAACAGACCAUAGAAAUCCAACACCGCUUCUCAUUUCUUACUCUAACACUAACAAUGCAAACUCUUCUACCGCCGGCACCAUUCGCCGGCAGGUUCACGGCGGUUCCACUCUCACUCUCAUCCAUUUCCGUUCCACGUCUUCCCCGAAGAGUUCCCACCCCAAAUUCCCUUCCCUCACUCCCUCUCAAGCAUACCGCUUCUUCUCCCUUUUUCAGUUCCUUCAUUUCUCACCGACCAUGGAACCUUCCCUUCACCGUAACCGCUUCUUCCCAACCCUCUCCACCUUUCACUCCCUCCACCGAUGAAUCAGAAAAAGCAAAACUCGAUCAGGUGUCGAAGAGAUUGGAGAAAACGGCGAGGCAUUUUAAGCGUUUAGGUAGCUUAGGGUUUUGGGGUCAGCUUGUGUGCACUAUUGUAUCGGCUGUCAUACUGUCGUUUUCGGUUGUUGUUACCGGAAAAGUUACUUCGCCGGCAACAUUUUAUGCUACAGCUGGUGGAAUAGCAGCUGCAUUCAUCUCAGUGUUUUGGUCUUUUGGUUAUAUUAGGCUGUCUGAGAGGCUUCGUAGAACUGCAAACGAUCCUACCAAGGCACCCCCGCGAUCUGAUGUAGUGAAAAGCUUACAAAAUGGUAUAGUAUUGAACCUUUUGGGGAUGGGUGCUGCUAUUCUUGGUAUGCAAGCCACAGUUGGAUUCUUGGUUGCAAAGGCUCUAACUACCUCUGCCAACCCAUAUUAUCAGGGGAUCGCUCCUGGUUCAAGCCCUGUUCUCGCGUUGGAUGUCUUUUUGGUGCAGGCUUCGGCAAACACAAUUCUCUCUCAUUUCCUUGGGAUUCUUUUCUCCCUAGAAUUGUUGAGAUCAGUCACAUUACCGCCUUCAGAAGCUCUUCCAUUUCUCAAGUUUGCAUAAGCAUUUUAAGGCCCUCUUUGUUGGUGGUUGCAUCUUAUAUUUCCAAAUUGAAAAGUUGUUAAUAAGUGUGAAUCAUGAUAGCUCCUCAACAAUUCAAGAUCCAUGAGCAGAUUAUCACAGUACCGGGGUUCACCGCACUGUCGACAGUUUGGGAAUGUUUGAGUUUGAACCUUGUCACCCUCAUAAUUGGUCCACAGUAAGUGUAAGAAUGGAGAACUUUCAAAUUGCAACUUUGAAACUGUUGUAUAUUAGACCUGUCAUGCAAUAUAAUAGCUUUUUAAACUCAAAAUACUGGUUACAUGUCUGUCCGUUUAAUAAGAGAUUGCAGGGUUGAUUUUGGUUC